Molecule: messenger RNA, 1209 nt
Organism: Mya arenaria
Lineage: Eukaryota; Metazoa; Mollusca; Bivalvia; Myida; Myidae
Product: salivary glue protein Sgs-3-like
Exons: 2
Source: RefSeq, a predicted model, not a curated record
ACUACGACUACACCAACUACAACUACACCAACUACAACUACACCAACUACAACUACUACAACUACUUCAACUACAACAACACCAACUACGACUACACCAACUACGACUAUACAAACUACAACUACACCAACUAUAACUACACCAACUAUAACUACACGAACUACGACUACACCAACUACAACUACACCAACUACAACUACACCAACUACAACUACUACAACUACUUCAACUACAACAACACCAACUACAACUACACCAACUAUAACUACACCAACUACAACUACACCAACUACAACUACACCAACUACAACUACACCAACUACAACUACACCAACUACAACUACUACAACUACUUCAACUACAACAACACCAACUACGACUACACCAACUACAACUACUACAACUACUUCAACUACGACGACACCAACUAUUACUACACCAACUACGACUACACCAACUACAACUACACCAACUACAACUACUCCAACUACACCUACACCAACUAAAACUACUUCAACUACGACGACACCAACUACGACUACACCAACUACGACUACACCAACUACGACGACACCAACUACAACUACACCAACUACAACUACACCAACUAUAACUACACCAACUACAACAACACCAACUACGACGACACCAACUACAACUACACCAACUUCAACUACACCAACUACAACUACUACAACUACUUCAACUACAACAACACCAACUACGACUACACCAACUACAACUACUACAACUACUUCAACUACGACGACACCAACUAUUACUACACCAACUACGACUACACCAACUACAACUACACCAACUACAACUACACCAACUACGACUACACCAACUACAACUACACCAACUACAACUACACCAACGACGACUACACCAACUAUGACUACACCAACUACAACUACACCAACUACGACAACACCAACUACGACUCCAACUACGACGUCACCAACUACAACUAUACCAACUACGACUACACCAGCUACGACUACUAAAACUACAACUACAACUACACCAACUACAACUACACCAACUACGACUACACCAAACACGACUACAACUUCACAAACUACGACUACAACUUCAAGAUCUUCAACUACCACUAAACCUGCUACAUCCUCAGCAACUGUUUCACGUAGAAGGAUCAGGGUUACAGUGAUCUUCCUUCUACUUUUGUUUCGAAUGUCGAUUUAA